UUAAUUUUCUAGUUAAUACAAUUUGGAAAAUUAUUCGACCUCAACGUGGAACCUCAACACAAUUAUAUCGACGAAAGACACGAUUCGAUAACUGCGUUUUUCGGUCGAUUUUUCAAUAUGAACACGAAAUUCUUAUCUAACGACAACAAACUUUAUUCAACUCAAGACCGACUUAACCAGUACAAGAACACCGUAACUCCGAAAGAAACGCAGCCUAAACAAUAUGUCACUAAAAACACAGAUAUGAACCCAUAUGAAGUUAAAGUAAAAUACUGCAAAGAACGAAAUCUCAGCACUGAGACCUAUACAACAAAAGACCUAUGUACUAAGAAACCAACAUUAAAACUAGGCGAGACGCAAAAAAUAAUGAUAGUUCAAAAACGAACGAAGACGUGUUAUCUUGUACACUCUAUGGAGAGUAGAAAUUCUGUUAUCACCUUGUGCGAUAAACUACGCGAAAUGGAAAAUAACUUGAGACGCAUCCAGAAAGUUGAAAAGUACGACAUGUGCUUGAUAUUUUUUGGCGUUGAAUGGUACCGUGGGAAAAUUAUGGACGAGACGAACGAGGGUAUGUUAAAAAUUUACUUGAUUGACAUAGCACAAACGAUGUUGUUUAACCGAAAAGAUGUCUAUGAGAUUCCAAAGAAAUUUGAAGGAGAGUCUUUAUUAAUUGAAAUUGUCGUAAGACCUCCGCNUUAUUAA
Daktulosphaira vitifoliae (grape phylloxera) is the source of this 702-nucleotide messenger RNA. RefSeq lists its product as uncharacterized. NCBI's taxonomy places the organism in Eukaryota, Metazoa, Arthropoda, Insecta, Hemiptera, Phylloxeridae. The transcript is spliced from 2 exons. Bases 118 to 702 code for a protein of 194 amino acids. The record is from RefSeq and is a predicted model, not a curated record.